Molecule: messenger RNA, 912 nt
Organism: Lathyrus oleraceus (garden pea)
Lineage: Eukaryota; Viridiplantae; Streptophyta; Magnoliopsida; Fabales; Fabaceae
Product: ethylene-responsive transcription factor ERF023
Exons: 1
Coding region: 177-707 (176 amino acids)
Biological process (GO): regulation of DNA-templated transcription
Molecular function (GO): DNA-binding transcription factor activity; DNA binding
Source: RefSeq, a predicted model, not a curated record
CUUUAAUUUCAUGCUGGUCCUUUCUUACGUAUGAAAAUAGAUUCAGUAACUUUUGUUCUUCUUUUUUUCUUACUCUUUUUAAAACAGGGACAUUUCAGUCAUUCCACACCACUCACAAUUCUGAACUUCGUUAUAACAACCAUCCAAGUUAAAAACGCAAACACAAAAAAAACUGAAUGGAGAACCACCAUUUGAACUUCACACAAAAAGAUGACGUGGCAGUAAAAACCGUUACACCCGAGAAUUCAGCCGCGAAUUCCGGAAACGUCCGUGGCGGAACACGUCAUCCGGUUUACCACGGAGUCCGGAAACGGCGGUGGGGAAAAUGGGUAUCGGAGAUUCGAGAGCCGCGGAAGAAGUCGCGGAUAUGGUUAGGGUCUUUUCCGGCGCCGGAGAUGGCUGCGAAGGCUUACGACGUGGCUGCGUACUGUUUGAAAGGGCGUAAUGCGCAGCUUAAUUUUCCAGAUGAAGUGCAUCGUCUUCUUCCGUUGCUUCCUCCGCCGUCUUCGUGUACGGCUAGGGAUAUUCAGGCAGCGGCGGCUAAAGCAGCUCGCAUGAUGGUUACAAAAGCGGAGAAUGGUAGCAUUGAUUCCGGUGGUGGUGGUGAUGAUUUUUGGGGGGAGAUUGAGUUGCCGGAGCUUGUGAACGGAACGUGGUGGACUUACUCUGUUAACGUUGCGGCGGUGCCGGAGAUUGAACUUCCAUAGCAGUAAUCUUUCACGGCGUGUCUCUAGUGUGUAUUAAUUAUAUAAUGAUUAAUGAGUAAUGAGUAAUUAAGCUAUCUUUAUUUUUAUACUUAAUCAUAAUCAUAAUUGAACAAUUAUGACUAUUUGUGUUUUUCUGAUAAUAAUAAUAAUUGUAAUUGUAGUUAUAAUUAAUAUUUUCUUUCUUAGUAAAAAAAAAAACUUAAUA